Molecule: messenger RNA, 2207 nt
Organism: Alligator sinensis (Chinese alligator)
Lineage: Eukaryota; Metazoa; Chordata; Crocodylia; Alligatoridae
Gene: MTCL3
Product: SOGA family member 3
Exons: 7
Coding region: 22-1737 (571 amino acids)
Biological process (GO): regulation of autophagy
Source: RefSeq, a predicted model, not a curated record
AUAGAUGAGCUGAGGACUGAGAUGGAUGAGAUGAGGGACAGUUUCUCCGAGGAGGACGCUUGUCAGCUUCAGGAAAUGCGCCACGAAUUGGAGAGAGCCAACAAGAACUGCCGGAUCCUACAGUACCGGCUACGUAAGGCUGAACGCAAGCGGCUCCGCUAUGCUCAGACCGGGGAGAUUGAUGGAGAGCUCCUGCGGAGCAUGGAGCAGGACCUCAAGGUUGCAAAGGAUGUUUCAGUAAGACUUCAUCAUGAAUUAGAAAAUGUGGAAGAAAAGCGUACUAUAACAGAAGAUGAAAAUGAAAAGUUAAGACAGCAGCUUAUAGAAGUUGAGAUUGCCAAGCAGGCUCUACAGAAUGAACUGGAAAAAAUGAAAGAGCAGUCAUUGAAAAGAAGAGGGAGCAAAGACUUGCAGAAAUCAGAAAAAAAGUCACAACAGACACCCACAGAGGAGGACAAUGAAGAUCUGAAAUGCCAGUUGCAGUUUGUCAAAGAAGAAGCUGCCUUGAUGAGGAAAAAAAUGGCUAAAAUUGAUAAGGAGAAAGACAGAUUUGAACAUGAACUGCAAAAAUAUAGAUCAUUUUAUGGGGAUCUAGACAGCCCCUUACCAAAAGGAGAAGCAGGUGGACCCCCAACCACCAGAGAAGCAGAACUCAAACUUCGAUUGAGACUAGUAGAGGAAGAAGCCAACAUCCUUGGAAGAAAAAUAGUGGAACUAGAAGUAGAAAACAGAGGACUGAAAGCAGAGCUUGAUGAUUUAAGGGGAGAUGAUUUCUCAGGGACAGCAAACCCGCUCAUGGGGGAGCAGAGUGAAUCCCUCUCAGAGUUACGGCAGCAUUUGCAGCUAGUUGAAGAUGAAACAGAAUUGCUGCGAAGAAACUUGGCUGACCUGGAGGAGCACAACAAACGCGUCACAGCUGAGCUAAACAAGUACAAGUAUAAGUCUGGUGCCCAUGAGAGUUCAAGGCAUCACGAUAAUGCCAAGACAGAAGCACUGCAGGAAGAGCUAAAAGCUGCCCGGAUGCAAAUCAAUGAGCUUAGUGGCAAAGUCAUGCAACUUCAGUAUGAGAACAGGGUAUUAAUGUCCAACAUGCAACGCUAUGAUUUGGCCUCUCACCUUGGGAUCCGAGGCAGCCCCAGAGACAGUGAUGCUGAAAGUGAUGCGGGAAAAAAAGAAAGCGAUGAUGAUUCCCGCCCUCCUCACCGAAAGAGGGAAGGGCCCAUUGGGGGAGAAAGUGACUCUGAGGAGGUACGCAACAUCCGGUGCCUGACUCCUACAAGGUCUUUUUAUCCAACCCCAACAGGGUGGCAGAAAAACUUCACUGAUCGGCAGCAGAUGAAGGACAUCCGCUCAGAAGCUGAGCGACUAGGAAAGACAAUAGAUCGUCUGAUUUCUGACACAAGUACCAUUAUAACAGAGGCAAGAAUUUAUGUGGCCAAUGGAGAUCUGUUCGGACUGGUGGAUGAAGAAGAUGAUGGCAGCAGAAUACGGGAGCAUGAGCUUCUUUAUCGGAUCAAUGCACAGAUGAAGGCAUUUAGGAAAGAACUCCAGACUUUCAUCGACAGACUAGAAGUUCCAAAGUCAUCAGAUGACCGAAGUUCAGACGAACCUUUGUCAGUGAGUCAGAUGUUCCAGCCUAUCAUUUUACUUAUUCUCAUCCUUGUAUUAUUUUCAUCUCUUUCUUACACAACAAUAUUUAAACUUGUCUUCCUCUUUACACUAUUUUUUGUACUGUAAACCUUUCAUCAUUUACUGUUCAUUGUAGUAUUAUUUUCAGUUUGUUUAUUUUGUUCACCCUCCAAGAUCAGAGAUAUAGUUUCUGUAAUAGCCACUGCUGUAAAAACACUGAAGACUACUUGUUUGCAGAAAAACCAAACCAAACCAAACCAAACCAAACCAAACCAAACCAAAAAAGCAAAACCAAACCAAAAAAAGCCACCCAACUGAAUAAGAAUUCUUCUCACCAAGAUAUUCCAGAUUGAGAUUUGCAGAACUGGAACUCUUUAUCCCAGCUAGCUAUGCAUUUCACCGCUUUCACUGCUACAUUCGAAAUGGACUGAAAAACUUCCAAAGGACUUCUUAAUUCACAAAAGGGAGAAAAGAGUUAAAAGAUAAGAAUCAAAGGCCUUUGAGGAACUUAAUCACCAUAGCCCCAGCAACAGCAGUAACAGCAAAAUUAUAUGGUGAUCCAGUCAUUCAAGAAAACU